AUGGCCUGUGUGCCAAACUAUGAUGAUCCUAUCCGCGACUAUGUAAUCUACUUUCACUGCCUUGCGUUAGUGAUAGCUAGUCUUGGUGGACUCAUCACUGAAGGAUGGCAUACAUGGAUCAUGGAGAUGGAGAUCAUCAUGAGGAAUAGUUCGAUGGAGAUGGAGAUCCCCAAAGGAACAUUGGGCUAUACCAUGUCAUAUCUCUGUGUUAAUGCCGUUCUUACUAUAUUCUACUUUCACGUGUCUUGUACAAUCGGUGGUGGGUCUAUGAAAUUAGGGUGCCACUGGUUGUCCUUGACUAGACAGAUCCGCAACCUGAGAAUUGUUCUCAGGACAGAGAAAAAGGAAGAAAUUCUAGACACCCCAUUACCAGAUGAGCCUGCUGAUAAUGCACCUGCUGUAGAGAAAAAUGCUUACAAGAAAGCAUGUGAUGCUGAUCUUGAAACUCAAGCCAGGACUAAAAGGUUCAAUGUCUCAAAUGCUUUUGCUGAAACCAAGCUAGCAGAGGGUGCAGCAGUUGGGCCACAUGUGAUCAAAAUGGUUGGUUACACUCAGAGGUUGGAGAAGUUGGGCUUCCCAAUUGGCCCUGAAUUAGCUACUGAUUUUAUUCUCGCGUCUCUUCCGCCCAGCUAUGGAAAUUUUGUUGCAAACUACCAUAUGCAUGGGGCGGAGAAGGGCUUGAAUGAGUUAUGUGGCGUGCUUAAAACAGCAGAGGCUGACAUCAAGAAAGGUGCUGGCAGUAGCCAUGUGAUGGCGGUCCAAAACAAGCCUAAGUUUAAGAAGAAGGGCAAUUCUUGGAAGAAGAAAAAGGGCAAGGCUAAAGAUGAGAUCUCUAAGCCAAACCCACCUGCACCCAAGGCUAGACCACCUGCUGAUGCUGAGUGCUUUCAUUGUCAUGGGAAAGGUCACUGGAAGAGGAACUGCAAGCUGUACCUAGAAUCCAUUAAGGAUCGUGGCAGUAAAGGUCAUAUAAGUGAGAAUCACAUGAAGAGGCUCCAUUCUAAUGGGCUUUUAACUUCGUUUGAUUUUGAAUCAUACGAGACAUGUGAGGCUUGCCUGCUGGAUAAACUAACACCCAAAUCAGACAAAUGCUUUUUCGUGGGAUAUCCGAAGGAAACUUUAGGGUAUUACUUCUACAACCGAUCAGAGGGCAAAGUGUUUGUUGCUCGGAAUAGUGUUUUCUUAGAGAAAGAGUUUCUCAAAAGAGAGAAAAGUCGACAUAAGGUGUAUCUUGAAGAAGUUCAAGAUGAUCCAGUUGAGAAGGACUCUACGAGUGAUGCUAAUGUAGCAGAACAAGUUGAGAUACCCGUGGCAAUAGAAACACCACCACAACCAUGA
Messenger RNA from Miscanthus lutarioriparius, 1338 nucleotides. Lineage: Eukaryota; Viridiplantae; Streptophyta; Magnoliopsida; Poales; Poaceae. The record is from the annotation of a GenBank genome assembly.